AUGUCGUAUAGUAUAGUAGAAAAGAGACCAAGAAUGAAAAGAAAAAUAGCUGAUGAAUUGUGCAAUGAUGAAGCUCUGACAAGUGUUGAAAAUAUGUACCAAGUGACUAUGUUAGAAAUCAUUGACAGAGUGAUUACAGAACUUAGUGACAGAUUUGAAUCUUUAAAUAAUGUAAACAGUAUGUUUGGGUUUUUGAGUGGUGUUAAAAUUGAAGAAAUGCAGACAGCAGAUCUAAAAAUUAAAGCCGAAAAUUUGGCAAAUAUAUACUCAGCUGAUCUCAACAUUGAUGAAUUCAUGUUUGAAAUAGAAAGUUUCAAGCAUCACGCUUUGACAGUCCAUUUCGUCGGCAUUCAAAAAUUCAUCUACAAUUUUAAAGCGUUCAAUGGGAAGGAAACAAACAUGAAAAGCAAGUUGGAUUUAAUGAAGGUGACCAACACAGAACAUUUUCAAGUUGGAUUUAAUGAAGCACUAGCAAGAUUCAACCACGUCAUCCAUCCUUUAGUACCACCAAUCAAAACUGCCACACACAACCUUCGUCAACGCAAGCACAACUAUCAAGCACAACUAUCAAAACGAUCCUUCAAUGAGCUAAAAACUUGUGUUCAUAGACAUUAUAACCCAAAAGAGUUGCGCUGGAAAACUUGA
Molecule: messenger RNA, 645 nt
Organism: Helobdella robusta
Lineage: Eukaryota; Metazoa; Annelida; Clitellata; Rhynchobdellida; Glossiphoniidae
Exons: 4
Coding region: 1-645 (214 amino acids)
Source: RefSeq, a predicted model, not a curated record